CCGUGGAAUGCCAACAAUGUAGCGAAUGUCCCACUUGGGUCUGCGCGUUGGAACCGCGGCGUGAGUGCCCCGGGAAGAUGGAGCAGCCGCCGCCCGCGCCACCGCCGCCGCCUGGGGCUCCCCCGUCCCUGCGGAGCCAACAGCAGCUCCAGCCACCGGCGCCUGGUCUCCCGGCGCUCGAGGCCCAGGAGCCGCGGGCCAGGACGCCCCCGAGGCUGUAGACCGCGCCCCAAGAGAGUGAUGGUCUUCAAAAUGAAGACUCUGGAGAAUUUUAAGUUCUCUAUAGGAAUUACAAAAAUUGAAGGAAAGAAAAUUUUCAAAAGGAAAUUGUUUUGAAAAGUAUGUUUACAACUAACUGAUUCUAUUGACUAUUUUUUUAAAUAAUAAAAUACUUUGAGAAGAUUAUAUUUAUGGUAAAAGGAAACUGGACUAACAAUGAGGCCAAAGACUUUUCCUGCCACAACUUAUUCUGGGAAUAGCCGACAGAGACUACAAGAGAUCCGUGAAGGGUUAAAGCAGCCAUCCAAGUCUUCGGCUCAGGGGCUGCCCGUGGGACCAAACAGUGACACUUCCCUGGAUUCCAAAGUCCUGGGGAGCAAGGAUGCCACCAGGCAGCAGCAGAUGAGAACCACCCCGAAAUUUGGACCUUAUCAGAAAGCACUCAGGGAAAUCAGAUAUUCCCUGUUGCCUUUUGCCAAUGAAUCAGGCACUUCCGCGGCUGCAGAAGUAAACCGGCAAAUGCUGCAGGAAUUGGUGAAUGCAGGAUGUGACCAGGAGAUGGCAGGCAGAGCGCUCAAGCAGACCGGCAGCAGGAGUAUUGAAGCCGCCCUAGAGUACAUCAGUAAAAUGGGUUACCUGGACCCCAGGAAUGAGCAGAUCGUACGCGUCAUUAAGCAGACCUCCCCAGGAAAGGGCAUUGUGUCCACCCCGGUAACAAGGAGGCCCAGCUUCGAAGGCACAGGCGAAGCGUUCUCAUCCUACCACCAGCUGGGAGGUGCAGCCUACGAGGGCCCAGGCUUUGGCACAGAUGGCCCCGCGGGACUGGAGGAGGUGCCACGGCAGUAUAUGGACUUCCUCUUCCCAGGAGUUGGUCCCCACAGCCUGCCUGGCCACCAGCACCCCCCCAAAGCCUAUGGUGCCAGCAUGGAGGCAGCGGGAGCACAUUUCCCGGCCACCUGCCCCACCGGUCCGUCCCUGCCACUUCCAGGUGCACACUAUGGCCGCACGCACCUCCUAGUACCCGGGGAGCCUCUGGGCUACGGUGUGCAGCGCAGCCCCUCCUUUCAGAACAAGACGCCGCCCGAGUCGGGGGGCUAUGCCGGCCUGACUGCCAAGGGCCAGGGGGCCCCGCCAGGCGCGGGCAUCGCCUUCCCCACGCCCACUGCUGGACUGUAUGGCCCGCAUGCGCACCAUAAGCAGGCUGGCCCCGCAGCCCACCAGCUGCAUGUGAUGGGUUCCCGGGGCCAGGUGUUCACUGGCGACAGCCCACCACAAAGCUUGCUGGUCCCCUCAAGAAACAGCCUCAAUGUGGAUCUGUAUGAGCUGGGCGGCCCCCCUGUGCAACAGUGGCCAGCAACCACACUGGCCCGCCGCGACUCGUUACAGAAGCCAGGCCUGGAGGCUCCACGCCAGCACGUGGCCUUCCGGCCUGACGGCCCAGGACCCAGCAGGACCAACUCCUUCAACAGUCAGCAGCCGCGGGCUGGUGCACCAGGCCAGGCCGAGCCUUCCCUGCCUGCCCCAAACACUGUCACAGCCGUGACUGCCGCGCACAUCUUGCACCCAGUUAAGAGCGUGCGGGUACUGAGACCUGAACCACAGACAGCCGUGGGGCCCUCCCACCCUGCCUGGGUUCCCGCACCUGCCCCAGCCUCUGAAGGCCUGGACUCGAAGGAUGAGCACGCCCUGGGCCUGGGAGCCACUGCUGUCUACCCACUGGAUGUGGAGUACAGUGGCCCAGACCGCAGAUGCCCACCUCCACCCUACCCCAAACACCUGCUGCUGCACAGCAAGUCCGAGCAAUACGACCUGGACAGCCUAUGUGCCGGUGUGGAGCAGAGCCUCCGUGCGGGCCCAACUGCAGAGCCUACGGAGAGGAGCGACAAGAGCCACAAAAGUGCCAAGGGGGACAAAGGUGGCAAGGAUAAAAAGCAGAUCCAGACUUCUCCAGUACCAGUCCGCAAAAAUAGCAGAGAUGAAGAGAAGAGGGAAUCCCGCAUCAAGAGCUACUCCCCCUAUGCCUUUAAGUUCUUCAUGGAACAACACGUGGAAAAUGUCAUAAAAACCUACCAGCAGAAGGUCAACCGGAGGUUGCAGCUUGAACAAGAAAUGGCCAAAGCUGGACUCUGUGAGGCUGAGCAGGAACAGAUGAGGAAGAUCCUUUACCAGAAGGAGUCAAAUUAUAACAGACUAAAGAGGGCCAAGAUGGACAAAUCCAUGUUUGUGAAAAUCAAAACCCUGGGGAUCGGUGCCUUUGGAGAAGUAUGCCUUGCUUGUAAGGUGGACACUCAUGCCCUGUAUGCCAUGAAGACCCUGAGGAAGAAAGACGUCCUGAACCGGAAUCAGGUGGCCCAUGUCAAGGCAGAGAGGGACAUCCUGGCUGAGGCAGACAAUGAGUGGGUGGUCAAACUCUACUACUCCUUCCAAGACAAAGACAGCCUGUACUUUGUGAUGGACUACAUCCCUGGAGGGGACAUGAUGAGCCUGCUGAUCCGUAUGGAGGUCUUCCCUGAGCACCUGGCCCGGUUCUACAUUGCAGAGUUGACUUUGGCCAUCGAGAGUGUCCACAAGAUGGGCUUCAUCCACCGAGACAUUAAGCCUGACAACAUUUUGAUAGAUCUGGAUGGUCACAUCAAACUGACAGAUUUUGGCCUCUGCACUGGAUUCAGGUGGACUCACAAUUCCAAAUACUACCAGAAAGGGAACCACAUCAGACAGGAUAGCAUGGAGCCCAGUGACCUCUGGGAUGAUGUGUCUAACUGUCGAUGUGGGGACAGACUGAAGACCCUGGAGCAGAGAGCACGGAAGCAGCACCAGAGGUGCCUGGCACACUCCCUGGUUGGAACCCCAAAUUACAUCGCACCAGAGGUGCUCUUGCGCAAAGGGUACACUCAGCUCUGUGACUGGUGGAGUGUUGGUGUGAUUCUCUUUGAGAUGCUGGUGGGACAGCCGCCAUUUUUGGCUCCUACUCCCACAGAAACCCAGCUAAAGGUGAUAAAUUGGGAGAACACGCUGCACAUUCCAUCCCAGGUCAAGCUGAGCCCAGAGGCAAGGGACCUCAUCACCAAACUCUGCUGCUCUGCUGACUGCCGCCUGGGGCGGGAUGGGGCAGAUGACCUGAAGGCCCACCCUUUCUUCAGCUCAAUCGACUUCUCCAAUGACAUCCGGAAGCAGCCCGCCCCCUACGUUCCCACCAUCAGCCACCCCAUGGACACCUCAAAUUUUGAUCCCGUAGAUGAAGAAAGCCCUUGGAAUGAGAAUAGUGAAGGCAGCACCAAGACCUGGGACACUCUCACCUCCCCCAAUAACAAGCACCCUGAGCAUGCGUUUUACGAAUUCACCUUCCGGAGGUUCUUUGAUGACAAUGGCUACCCCUUUAGAUGCCCAAAGCCUUCAGGAGCAGAAGCUUCGAAGUCUGAGAAUGCAGAUUUAGAAACUUCUGAUCUGGUGGACCAGAGCGAAAGCUGCCAGCCAGUGUAUGUGUAGGCUGUGACCAGGUGCCCACAGCUCGUGUCUUCAGAGCCCGGGAGCCACAGCAGGUUCCUGAACAGGCAGAUGGGAAGUGCAGGGUGACUUUGUUUGCAAUAAGUCUAUUGAUUAAUCACUUGAAAUUCUGGUCUUCACCAAGAAAACCCCAAACCAACAAGAAACUGAAAAAA
Messenger RNA from Marmota flaviventris (yellow-bellied marmot), 3878 nucleotides. The record is from RefSeq and is a predicted model, not a curated record. NCBI's taxonomy places the organism in Eukaryota, Metazoa, Chordata, Mammalia, Rodentia, Sciuridae.